AUUCGACUCAUCCUUUGUAUACAGCAUUGCCAUGGCUUCUGCAUCGAGAGGUCGACUACUAGAGCUUGCAAAGCUCCAAUGCUCAAUAUUCUCUACAACUUUCAACCCUAAUCAACAGCGAUUGGGCAACAAAAUCCUCCGUGCCAGAUUACGAGGCCCCGCACUGGCCGCAUACUAUCCAAGAAGGUCAACUACAGUGGAGGACAUGCUGAAUCGAUUCAAGAAGUUCGGCUUGGAAGGAUACAAUGAAGAUGAGGAGCACAGAUUUGAAAACAUACAGGUCGCCAAACUCAGAGGCAAGGGCGCUCCCAAGAAGAAGAGAACGGCUGCCGAGAGUCGGGCCAACAAAGGCAAAAGGUAGCAGAUUGUUCAGGGAGAUUCUCAAGAUAUGUAUACCAGGGUACCCAGGUGAAGAAGGAAUACUCAAAUCAUGACCAAACAGUUCUGUUCGGUAUCCAUAUCGGCAGCUUCAUUUGCUACCUGUUGUGCGCCUACGGCGCCAACACCACAUGCCACCCGUUCAUUUUAGUGACUCCGUGAACGGAAAGACCAUCUCCACUGGCAUUCCACACCCGUGAGGCGGCUGAAGGGGUUUCCCGAUGAGAGGCUGGGAAUGAACUCGAACUGCUAUGUUCUUGUAGCUUGUCGCAUGGGCAAGUAUUUCUUGCAACGAUGAGGCGAAGAAGAGCGGAACGGGUUUAAGCAUUAGAAUUGUGGCCUUGCAGCGAAUCGUGCAGACCCUGGAAGUGGUAGCAUUAUCUACAUUUACAGAGACAUUUAUGGGAGAGGUGGCAACAUGCA
This is a messenger RNA of Exophiala xenobiotica, 801 nucleotides long. RefSeq lists its product as uncharacterized. Bases 32 to 361 code for a protein of 109 amino acids. The record is from RefSeq and is a predicted model, not a curated record. The transcript has 2 exons. Lineage: Eukaryota; Fungi; Ascomycota; Eurotiomycetes; Chaetothyriales; Herpotrichiellaceae. Gene Ontology annotation, cellular component: mitochondrion.